GAACCUUCUUAAGACGUUGCUGAUCGAAGAUGCAUCUCCUGUAGCUCUUCUGGCUCCAAACUACUACAUCGUUUUGCCUUUCUGAGCAUAAACAUCUAUCUGUUUGAAUCUGAUAAAUUACACUCCGAGGCGCGCAACACAUCUAUUUAUAUUCCCUGGAUUCGGCCAAGAUGACAGAUCCAAGUCCCAUCGCGACCUCCAAUCUCGCACCGGGAGAAUCCCCAGGCGGAACCACGAUCAUUGUAGACGUGCCACCUACCAUUAGGACCGCAAUGUCCCUGCGCUCUCCUAUCAAAUACAAUCCCAAACUGCCAUCUUCUACAUCUUUCACCGCACCACCUCUCGAAUGGCUCCAGGGGACUUGGUCUGUAACCCAUUCUACACUACCCAUGUGGCGCAAAGCAAAAAACGUCCGCAUAACCUACAAGAUCAUCCCUAGUACCAAUCCAUCCUCUCCAACUCUGCUAGAUGAUGAGGUAAGAUCCGAACCGAUACAGUGGAGCUUACUUCCGCAACCAAAGAGUAUUAGGGGAAUAGAUACUCCAGAUGGAGAGGGGUCAUGGAAUUGGAGAGGGAAGGGAUGGUUGAAGAUUGCCAGCAGCCACUGGGAGCUUUUAGGCUGGGGUGAAAGAGGAGACGAGAAAUGGGCUGUUACGUGGUUUGCACCAAGUCUGUUCACUCCUGCGGGCUUGGAUAUAUACAGUAGUAGGAAAGAGGGUAUGAGUGAGGUGCUCUACAAGGACAUAUUGCAGGCGUUAGAGAGGUUGGAGGCGAAAGAGGUGGCGGAUUUGGCAAAGGCGGAAAUGAAGGAGGUGAAGAUUGACUAUUGAAUGUUCAAGAGAGAGUCCAAGAGAAUGAGGUGUGGAGGGAGGAU
Messenger RNA from Amorphotheca resinae ATCC 22711, 874 nucleotides. RefSeq lists its product as hypothetical. The record is from RefSeq and is a predicted model, not a curated record. Bases 171 to 830 code for a protein of 219 amino acids. The transcript is spliced from 2 exons. NCBI's taxonomy places the organism in Eukaryota, Fungi, Ascomycota, Leotiomycetes, Helotiales, Amorphothecaceae.